GCGUAAUUUGCAAUUUUAUGAGAUGAUGACACCACAAGAAGAGCAAGAAAAGUUGUUGGAGGAGGCACUGGCCAAUGUGAGGAACCAAUCAUUCCAAAUGAAACGAUGCCUGGAUAAAUCUAAAUUAAUGGAUGGACUGAAACAUGCAUCAAACAUGCUUUCUGAGCUGAGAACCUCUAUGCUGUCUCCCAAGAGUUAUUAUGAAUUAUAUAUGGCCAUCACAAAUGAACUUUUGCAUUUGGAGGCCUACCUGCUAGAUGAAUUCAACAGAGGAAGGAGGGUUGCAGACCUUUAUGAACUGGUGCAGUAUGCUGGAAACAUCAUUCCAAGAUUGUACUUACUGAUUACAGUUGGAAUAGUUUACAUAAAAUCUAACGAGCUGUCUCGUAAGGAUGUCCUGAAGGAUCUCGUUGAGAUGUGCAGGGGCGUGCAGCAUCCUUUGAGAGGACUAUUUCUCAGGAAUUAUCUGUUGCAGUGUGCUAAGAAUGUCCUGCCUGACGUUGAUGACGUCGAAGAAGUUGAGGACGUGGUGGUCGCUUCGCAUGCAGCUCCCAGAGCUAUAGCUGGCCUCAACAAGGUCAUCACUGGAAACAUUGACACAGACUCAGGAACCAUUAAAGAUUCCAUCUCUUUCAUCCAGUUGAAUUUUGCGGAAAUGAACAAGUUGUGGGUGCGCAUGCAACAUCAGGGACACACGAGAGAUCGUGAAAAGAGAGAACAAGAAAGGAGGGAGUUGAGGAUUUUAGUAGGAACCAAUCUGGUUCGUCUCAGUCAGCUGGAAAGUGUCAAUAUUGAUCUGUACACCAAGUUGGUUCUUCCAGGAGUUCUGGAGCAAGUAGUUAGUUGUAAGGAUGCCAUUGCACAGGAAUAUCUAAUGGAAUGUAUCAUCCAGGUGUUCCCGGAUGAAUACCAUCUACAGACACUUUCCAGCUUCUUGCAAGCAUGUGCGGAGUUGCAUGCUGAUGUCAACAUUAAAAAUAUACUGAUUGCUUUUAUCGACAGAUUAGCCGUAUUUAUAAACAAGGGAUCAACAGACUGUAACCUGAAAGACACCUAUCGGCUUUUUGAUGUCUUCUCACAGGAAAUUUCAACCAUAUUGCAGAACCGUACAAAUACCCCGAUAGAAGAUGUAGUUUCCCUUCAGGUUUCACUCAUCAACCUCGCCAUCAAGUGCUACCCGGAAAAGAUCGAUUAUGUUGACAAAGUACUCGAAACCACAGAUGAAAUUUUUCAUAAGUUAAAUUUAGAUCAUGUCGAGGCAAGUACAGCGGUCUGCAGAGAGCUGUCGCGUUUGCUGAAGAUUCCUGUAGAUUCAUAUAACGAUGUCCUUCGCUUGUUGCAACUCGAACAUUACAUUGCUCUCCUCGAUUACCUUGAUUAUGCACCACGCAAAAGUGUUUGCUGCCACAUUGUCCAGAAUAUAUUAGACAACGAGACCAUCAUCAUGAACCCAGAACAGGUCGAGAAAGUUUUAACCCUGCUGUCUCCGUUGAUCCAGGAUCAGACUGAUCAGUCGGAUCAGUUUGAUGAGGAAGAUUUCAUGGAGGAACAAAAUUACAUAGCAAGGCUGAUUAACCUCAUUCAAGCUCAGAAUCUCGACCAACAAUAUUUGGUGUUGAGUCUUGCUCGAAAGAUAUUUGGCAAUGGAGGGAACAUGAGGAUCAAAUACACGAUGCCUCCCCUCGUGUUUGCUGCAUACAAACUUGCUCUUGCAUACAAUGACUUCAAAUCAAUGGACCCAAAGUGGGAUAAGAAAUGUCAAAAGAUUUUCCAACUUUGUCACCAAACAAUCGGAGCACUCAUUAAAGCCGAACUAACUGAAUUGGCAUUAAGGCUAUUCCUGCAGGGAGCACUGACGGUGUCUCAGAUACCUUUUGAAGAUCAUGAGACAGUUGCAUAUGAGUUCAUGUCCCAAGCAUUCACUUUGUACGAGGAAGAGAUAGGAGAGAGCAAGGCUCAGUUGAAUGCUAUUGUCCUCAUCAUUGCUACUUUAGAAAAGAUAGCAUGCUUUUCUGAGGAAAAUCAUGGCCCAUUGAGGAACCAAUGUGGUUUCUCUGCGGCAAAAUUACUGAAGAAACCUGAUCAAUGCCGUGCAGUGUUAACAUGUUCACAUAUAUUCUGGUCAUCAAAAAUCAAAGAUAAAGAUGGACAAGAGAUGAGAGAUGGGCCGAAGGUAAAUGAAUGUCUAAAAAAAGCUAUCCGCAUAGCUACCAGCUGCAUGGAUAAGACAGUACAGCUUCAGUUGUUUGUUGAAAUAUUAAACAAGUACAUUUACUACUACGAGAAAGGUUGUGACGAGGUCACCCCGCAUGUUCUCAUUCAGCUGAUCAGCAAAAUUCGAACUGAUUCUGAGGUGCUUGAGGCCGGCGAUGAACUCGACCAAAUAAACAAGCACUUCACCAAUACCAUUCUUCAUCUUAAGGAGGUCAAAAAAGCCAGAGAAGAUUCUGACCUCAGUCUCUCUCUUUGUAACGUCACUUUGAAAUAAUUCCCUUGCUUAUAGUAGAUGUUGAUUUUUUACAUUUUAAUUUUUUCACUAGUGUUGUUUUUUCUGCAAGUUAAUGAAAUUAAAUUAUUUUUUGUAAU
This is a messenger RNA of Helobdella robusta, 2586 nucleotides long. RefSeq lists its product as hypothetical. Gene Ontology annotation, biological process: intracellular protein transport; retrograde transport, endosome to Golgi. NCBI's taxonomy places the organism in Eukaryota, Metazoa, Annelida, Clitellata, Rhynchobdellida, Glossiphoniidae. Gene Ontology annotation, cellular component: retromer, cargo-selective complex; late endosome; retromer complex. The transcript has 20 exons. The record is from RefSeq and is a predicted model, not a curated record. Bases 23 to 2488 code for a protein of 821 amino acids.